Molecule: messenger RNA, 813 nt
Organism: Carassius carassius (crucian carp)
Lineage: Eukaryota; Metazoa; Chordata; Actinopteri; Cypriniformes; Cyprinidae
Product: transcription factor 24-like
Exons: 3
Coding region: 112-621 (169 amino acids)
Biological process (GO): developmental process; regulation of transcription by RNA polymerase II
Molecular function (GO): RNA polymerase II transcription regulatory region sequence-specific DNA binding; DNA-binding transcription factor activity, RNA polymerase II-specific; protein dimerization activity
Source: RefSeq, a predicted model, not a curated record
UUUUUGCUGAGCUCUGGAGCUUUUCAUGCCUUGAUGUGUUUUUAAGACAACACUUUUAACAAUAAUACAGGUUAAUAAGUGAUUUCAGUGGUUGGAAGACAGUCGAUCCAUAUGGAUGGCAUUGUGACAGUUAGGGAUGACAGUCCCGCAUCGAGCCCUAACUCGAGCCCCAGUCCUGACACGCUCUCAGCGGACAGCCGGCGCGCAGAGGCCCUGUCCCGCUCCAGGGUGGUCCCGUCUAGUGUCCUCGGUGGCAGAGGAAGACCCGCGGCAACCAACGCAGCGCGCGAAAGGACUCGCGUGCAGACGCUCAGGCAUGCGUUCCUCGAGCUACAGAGAACAUUACCGUCGGUGCCCCCGGACACCAAACUCUCCAAACUAGACGUCUUGAUAUUGGCAACCACAUACAUAGCGCAUUUAACAAGAACCUUGCAAGAGGAAGGGAUGGAAGAGGACAACACAAAACAAACUGAAGCUUUGAACUCACUUAAGGGAGAUGGCUACUUACAUCCUGUGAAAAAAUGGCCAAUGCGUUCCAGACUAUAUGUCGGUGCCACUGGCCAGUUCCUGGAUAACUCAAAUGAAAAUCAAGAGGCAUCUUCGUCAUCCUCUCAAACAUAGAUCAUUUGCACAUAAGACUUUUGGAGGUAAUGAUAAAAAAAUGAAGAAUAAAAAUAGAGUUGUCGUUUUAGUAAUUUUGUUGCAGUCUUUAAAAUUUAGCAAAAUUGUUUCACGCGGCAAGUGAACCAAAUUCAUUGAAAGUAUUAUCAUUAUUGUGCCAUAUGACAACUGAGUAUUGUGCAUAUUAAUAUA